Messenger RNA from Dicrocoelium dendriticum, 1440 nucleotides. The record is from the annotation of a GenBank genome assembly. Lineage: Eukaryota; Metazoa; Platyhelminthes; Trematoda; Plagiorchiida; Dicrocoeliidae.
GGUGACGCAAUAAGCCACCCUCCGUGACGGAACGCAGCUCUCGGAACCGAGAGCACCUCCCAGCAGCAAUAGCAGAGCACAUUUGGUCACACGUUCAAGGUAUUCAAGCCACCCGAUUGGCCGGUGUGAAUGUUGUUACGUUGGCUCGUUCGCAGUUGGUCGGGGUCAGUCAGUUAGGUAAACGGCGCGACCAAAACACGUGUGGCAGUGGACGACGGUGGCGCAGAUCGGACUACGCAUUCACUAUUUAUUUACAUACUCGAAAGCCAGAAUUUCUAUAGCAGGUUUCGUUGAACCAUGAAGAAACAAAAAGAGAACCUCAUGCGCAUGGAAAAGGUGGAGAACCCGGUGGAUGUGUGUGAUUUGUUAUUGGGCUAUGUGCACAAUUUCCCGUUACCCAAGGAAGUCCGAGCCAGAGUGAAUUUGGAUGAUCUAAAACACUCCGACCUGGAUACUAAUCACUUAAGGCUUGUGAACAAGCCAACAUGUUACUUUGGGGAUCAGACAUCAGAUUCGACAUUACCAAAUGGCGUCCUUGAUGUGACAUUAGACCAGAAACGGAAGAAAGAUGUGAAAAGCAACAUACUCUUCUCAUCCGUGUUCACCAACAAUACUACUGAGGUGCAAACCAAUCAUCUGCGCACCGAACGUCGUACCGCUUCCUCGUGUCGAAUCAGUCUGACGAAGGCUGUGACCAAGGAGGGGAGUUUCAGUCUGCAAAUUUCACCUCCAUGCGCCAUGAUUCAAGCUAACGGAGGUUUCCGCCGCGAGGUUCAAAUGGCACGGGAGCGCGAAAAGGUAUUUGAAGAAGAAUUGGUAUGGUCGUUAGACACCGAGGUGGUCGUUCCUCCUGGCUACCGUACUAAAGCCGAUCUGGUCAUCGCUGAAGAUGAAUAUGAUGGCAAAUUCAGAGUGGAAACUAUCUUCGAAGGUGUGGUUACCAUACGGCUAAGGGACAAGCGUGAUGGAUCAGUGAUAUACACUUUGGUUGUCAACGAUCUAUCCAAGGCGCUCACUACAGAACACGGGUUCCAUCCGGUGCCCAACCAGCCGGGAGCUGUGGUCUUCACAAACGAGGGCUAUUGUCACUGCCACUACGGAAUCAGUCAGCGCGUGGAGUUGCAUCAAGAAAAACUCUAAGCGUUGCUCCCUGCUUUCCAUUGAACAUUUUCCGGAUCCACUGCAUUUUAAUUUACUUUGAUGGAACAUAUUUACCAGUCUUGACUGAAUGAUGGACAAUCAUCGGAAUAUUUUUUAAUAUUGAGCAUGAGUUAUAUGAAUGUGCAAAAGUAUUGAUCUUUUUCCACAUAGCACAUUAAUUUACGGCAAGUCGAUUAAGGAAGCGCGUUGUCUACAGUUUUCAAGACCUAUGUAUGAACGGCAUAUUUUUACUCGUUUUGAUUAAUAAACAGAAGAGUUUGCUUUCAACGUUCCACCAUC